AUGUCUCAAGGCCAGGGUGAUAUCCAGGAGCGUAUCGCAGCAGCCCGUCGCGAGGCAGAGGUGUUAAAGGAAAAAAUCCGGGCAAGCAGGGAAGCCUCAGCGGACACCACCCUGCGAGCAAUGGCCGCCGAGGUUGAGGUCCUCCCUCGGAUCGUCAUGCGCCCGCGUCGCGCCCUCAAGGGUCACUUGGCAAAGAUCUACGCCAUGCACUGGGCUGCCGACAGGAGACAUCUCGUCUCCGCUUCUCAGGACGGAAAGCUCAUCGUCUGGGACGCAUACACCACCAACAAAGUCCACGCCAUCCCUCUUCGUUCUAGCUGGGUCAUGACCUGCGCCUACUCUCCCUCAGGCAACUACGUCGCUUGCGGUGGUCUCGACAACAUCUGUUCUAUAUACAGCCUCAAUAGCAAGGAGGCUAAUGGUGUCAAGGGCGGCCGCGAGCUUAGCGCUCACUCGGGUUAUCUCUCUUGCUGUCGGUUCAUCAAUGACCGCCAAAUCGUCACUUCGUCUGGUGAUAUGACCUGUAUGCUUUGGGACAUUGAGGCGGGUGUCCGCGUUGUUGAGUUCAGCGAUCACACUGGCGAUGUCAUGAGUCUUUCUCUUGGGCCCAACCAAAAUGUUUUUGUCUCCGGCGCCUGUGAUGCAACUGCAAAGCUUUGGGAUAUAAGAAGUGGACGGGCUACCCAGACCUUCACUGGUCAUGAGUCAGACAUCAACGCCGUUCAAUUCUUCCCCAACGGCGACGCGUUUGCUACCGGCUCGGACGAUGCUUCUUGCCGAUUGUUCGAUAUCCGUGCUGACCGGGAACUCAACUCAUUUACGCACGACAAUAUCCUGUGCGGUAUCACGUCUGUCGCCUUCUCCAUCUCUGGCCGCAUCCUCUUCGGUGGUUAUGAUGAUUGGACGUGCAACGUUUGGGAUACGUUGCGCGGUGAGCGGGUAGGUGUUUUGACCGGCCACGAGAACCGGGUGAGCUGUCUGGGGGUUAGCGCCGAUGGUAUGGCACUGUGCACGGGCUCGUGGGACUCUACUCUUCGGGUACGUCUGGUCUCUCAUCCUCUGGUACACGGCUGA
Messenger RNA from Coniophora puteana RWD-64-598 SS2, 1074 nucleotides. RefSeq names its product guanine nucleotide binding protein beta subunit 2. The transcript has 4 exons. Lineage: Eukaryota; Fungi; Basidiomycota; Agaricomycetes; Boletales; Coniophoraceae. The coding region runs from base 1 to 1074 and encodes 357 amino acids. Gene Ontology annotation, biological process: G protein-coupled receptor signaling pathway. The record is from RefSeq and is a predicted model, not a curated record. Gene Ontology annotation, cellular component: heterotrimeric G-protein complex; cytoplasm. Gene Ontology annotation, molecular function: protein binding; signaling receptor complex adaptor activity.